Messenger RNA from Prunus armeniaca (apricot), 288 nucleotides. NCBI's taxonomy places the organism in Eukaryota, Viridiplantae, Streptophyta, Magnoliopsida, Rosales, Rosaceae. The record is from the annotation of a GenBank genome assembly.
AUGACAGUACCGAGGGCACGCUCCAAAAAGAACAACACUCUUUCUGCCGAAAGACCCAAGCGGAACAACCCACUAGCAACUGACAAAGUUGCUCAAUUACGCGACGGCACAAGGGCCAUGCUGAAACUGAUGCUUGCUCGAGAGAGGGCUACCACCGAAGCUAUUAAAGACCAAGGAUCCAGUCGCAAAUACCGGCCAAAAAUUGGGAAGGGCUCUCGACUUCCUCUGGAGCAGAACAUAAUCAAAUGGAUGAAUUUUAGAGUAAUUCCAGUUGGAGGACAUUCGUGA